AUGGAGAACGUGGUGGAAUGUGACAAGUGCGUGUGUGUGAGCGGAGCCACGCUCGAUGUGCUGAAUGAGGUGCAGCGAGCGUAUGAACACCGGCUGGAGCUGGUCGAGAGGGUCGGGGGAGCGGAUAAAGUGCAAGUAAGGCUAUUUUUCGUGCUUUCAUAUAAUGUGUGUAUGCAGAUGCAGUCGCGUGUGUUGAGGUCGUGGGUGAGCGACCUGGUGGCGCAGAACGCACUCCUCGUCCGGGCUGUUGAGGAAUUAGAGCGAGAAAGCACUAGUCGGGCCGAGACCGAGCGGCGGAGGCACGCUGAGAGCUACAAUGGCAUGGAAACACAGGAUAAGAAUCUUGAGUUGUCAUUAGUCAACGAAUCGCUACAGAACGACGUAACAGCGAAAGACAGGGAGAUCAAAAGUUUGAAGAAGGACCUGCAGCAAUACGAAAAGUCGAUGGCCAGGGUGAGGGGCGAGGGAAAGCCCAAUGUUCAAAUGAAAGAUGCCGAGGUGAUGGCCGGCAUGUGCUGCACGGGAGCCGAGUGCGGCGACCUGGUGCCGGUGCAGGACAUCGAGGUGCUGGUGCGCGAGGAGGCCGGCAAGUACCGCGAGCGCAUUCGCAACAUGGAGAUCAGCCUGCAGUCGAGCGGCGUGAAGCUGCGCGCCGUGCACAAGCUCAACCUCGGGCUGAUUGAGGAGCUGAGCUCGCUGCGGCGGCUGGUUGUGGCCGUCGACGUGGAGCGCCGAGACGCCCGGGUGAAGCUCGACUUGCAGAGGACCAUCGUGAGGCAGAUGGUGCGACAGCUGCGUCAGGCCAAGGCUCAGUUGAAGAAGAAAGAGCUUUCUGACUACUCCACCAAGUCUGACUUCGUGAGCGGAGACAACUUCGGUCAACCGAUGUCGCACGCGUCGCUCCCCGCGGUCGCGGCGCCCUGCACCAGGCAACCGCGACCGCGGCGUCGCGACGUCCCUCCCCCACCCCCACCCCCACCCCCUCCCGCUGACAACCCGCACCCCCUCACCGACCAGCUCGACUCCAGCGGGGAUUUUCGCCCCUUUCAUGAGGACCAUGUUUGUGUGUGCGCGUGCGUCGUGACUUCCACGCCGAACGGCACCAUUGAGCUGCCCGACGAGUCGCAAUUUUCAAUGAUACCACCUCGGAUACAAUCUCCUAUAACGAUAUCCGACGAUGAUUCAGAAGCUAACGAGGUGUUACUUGCAUGUGACUGUGAUGACCAUCAGGCAGCUGCCACCAACGUCCACGAACAGACCACGUUGAGGCUCGACACCCCAGACCACACACAAACUCAACUCAAUCACAGUCUUGAUCUAACACUAGAAUCCAGUACCAGAAAUCAAAAUGGACAUCCGCUUUGGCGGUGCUCGUGGGCUCGGCAGUGUGUUCGCGGACGGCGCGGCGUGUGUGGUGUGACGUGUGUUGAGUCGUGUGAUGAGUACGUGUGCGUGUUUAUGUUGAUUGUUGUGAUGAUGACGAUGAUGUUCAAUGGGCUGGCGUGUGUGGAUUCAGACAAUAGUGACUUUACUAAAGACAGCGGCGGCGGCGGCGGCGGCGGCGGGUCGAGCUGCGCGGGCGCAUGCGAGCGCUACUACCGCGACAAGCUCAUCGCGACGCUACAGAUUUUGGAGAACAAGGAGGAGACGAUACGUGUACAAGGCUCAAGUCUGGGCGUCGCAGAAGGCCGCAUCGCCGAGUUAACGAAGCGGGCAAGCGAACUACGGCAGGAGUUGGACCACAAGGCGCAAGAGUUGAGCCAGCUGCGGCAGUUCGCAGAGAGCUGCCGGGUUGACAAGAGUGAUGUCAGCAUCAGCGCCGAAAUUAAGGAAGUGGAAGGGCAGAGGCAGCUGGUGCAGACCCUGGAAGACAACCUGGCGGUCGUCACCGAGCUGUACCGCGAAUGUUUUUACGAUGCGGCCAAGCAAGAAGAGUUGAUUGACAUGCUCAGAAAGUCGUAUUUGGACGUCCGGUUGAUGGAGAAGGCCAAGACGGACAAAAUCACGAAGCUACAUAAUAUCAUAAACACGCAGAAGAGGUCCAUCGAACAAUGCCAGGACGUGGUUAUGGAAGUGGAGAGCUUAAAGUCAGAGAUCUCCAGCUUUUUGAACAGCUCUAACAACGAUUCGGGCAUGUGGGAGCGAGGGUCGGAGAGUCCAGAUGUCGGGGAGGAGCUCGCAGACAUCCUGGACCAGCUGCGGCAACUGCAACACAUGCUUACUACUGAUUGUACGUGCGGUCUACAGGAAGAAAACUCGUCGUUGAAAGAAAGAAACAGAAUUUUAGAGGCUGAACUAGAGCAAAUUAGGCAAAGAAAUAAAGAUCUCGAUGAGUCCUUGCGGCAUAUACUAAGUCAGCAGCAUGAAAAACAAAUGAAAGAAAAGGAACGAGAGACUGAGGAAGCGGUGAAAAAGUUGGCAGAGGUGGAAAAUAUUUGUAAAGAACGAGGCGAAGCUUGCGAGACCCUCAAGAGGCAGUUACAACAGGCACAAGUACUGUUGGAUGACAAGACAGCAGAGCUGUUGGAGGCACAGAAGACGAGCGCCGCAAAGGACGUUACCAUCAGGGGCCUUCAUCAAAACCUUGAGCAUUCUGAGAAGCUUGUCCAAGAGGGAUUGAUGAAAUUAUCGGAAGUAGCUAAGUCGCGGUCGGAGUUACUGUUGAAGAGUCAGGCCACUAUCUCAGAGCUGGAGCAGCGACUGAAGCAUUCCGUGCGGCGCUGCCGAGAACUGGAGGCCGGGUGCAGAGAGCGAGAGCGCUCAACGUUAGAACUACAAGCGUGUCUAGAGGAGGCACAAGCUCGAGGAGCACGGCUAUGUGAAGAGUCGCGGCGCGUGACUGCCGGUGUCCGGCAGUGGAUGAGGGAGAAGAAACAACAGACCAGAGAACAACAAGACAAAAUUAAAAUGCAGAAAUUAAGAAUUCGGGAAUUGGAAUGUUGUGUUCGAACGCGACAAAACGAUCUCACGAGCCAGAGCGAGACAGAACCAAGUAGCAGCGUGUCACAGUGUGAAAGCGGGACGUAUCGCCGCAGACUCAGGCCCACGUGUAGCAGCGAGAUAAACGCGCCUAGCGGCUCCCUAGCGGGCUGCGUAGCAAGGGAGAACGAGACAGCUAGUUGUUCCAAGUGCGUGUCGAAUAGGCAGCAGGAGAGCGGAAGCGAGAUGGCAAGCUGUUCACGAGCUCCCGUGCCGCCGACAAGAAAGAAGAGGCAGCAGUCUUGCAAUGACUUUAACUGUCCUACCUCAAGACCAUCACGCGAUCGCUUCGAGCCCUCCAGCCACCCGGACGUCCGAUGGACCCGUCUGUACAGUCGGCUCCCCCGGCAGCUAUCUCCCGGCGAACGCGCGGAGUACAGGCGGCCGCGGCGGCAGGUGACCGCGGACGAGCUGCUGCAGCGCGUGGAGCACUUGCACACCGGGUUGGUUGACGGCCAGAGGCGCUGGGGCAGGCACCGACAGUGAUAGAAGAUAUUGUUUACUUGCUCUACAGCAUUUCUAGAACGUUAUCAUGAAAACGCAAUACGAUUUUAUAGCUCAAUUACUAAUAUUACCUUGAUACCGUUCGAGAAAUGGGUUUCCCAGCUUCUGAUUGUACAGCAGGCAUAGACGGUGAUUAUAAAUAUUAAAUGCCUUAACACACAAUCACCAUGUAUCAAUACGAAAAACAGUGGAUACACCAUUCGAGGAAUGGGCCUUAGGAUAGGCUUUACCAUUUUUAACUUGAAAGUUAAAAGCAAAUGGGUGACUAUCGUUACCAUAAUGAUAAUUUACCCAUAGUUUCCGAUAUUGUACAAGACAGGGCUCGGAACCGGUAUUUUUAAAAAACCCCGAAAUAGUCCAAUAUUUUGAAUUAUUUUAUGCUCAUUACGUAGGACUGAAUCAUGUAUUUAGGAAACAAUUUUGCAUUAUUAAAACGUCCCAUUAAAAAUGAAAUUAUAAACAAAAGAACGAAAAAGAACGUAAUAAUACCGGUAUUUUUGUAUGGAGCAAAUACCGGUUUCCGACCCCUGGUACAAGACUUAACUUUUCCGAUGCAUUUAUUUUUAGUACUUACUACUUACUUGCGGUUGAUAUGAUUUAUUGUCUCUACAUAUUACCCUUUACACGCGAAUGACUCCUAUAUUGGUCAUAAUUUGACACGACGAAUGGUUAGGUGGUAUUUAUUAAAAUGUUUGACGUGUGUAUAUAAAUGUAUUUACAGGUUUGAGUUAAAUAUUUAGAUUGUGACCAUUGUAUUAGUCGACGAGCAGUGAAAAGGUUAUC
Molecule: messenger RNA, 4266 nt
Organism: Cydia strobilella
Lineage: Eukaryota; Metazoa; Arthropoda; Insecta; Lepidoptera; Tortricidae
Exons: 26
Coding region: 1-3465 (1154 amino acids)
Source: RefSeq, a predicted model, not a curated record